CAAAAGGAGUCCAGUGUAAAGACAUUUGCUGGCAGCUGACUUGUAACAGCCUACUGUGCGUUUCUUUGUGUUUCUCGGCGCUGCAGAAGCUUGUCAUUCUUUAUGAAUUACACCCAAAGCAGGAGGCGUCUCUUUACAUUUAGUUGUAUUAGCUGUGUUGAGAGGACGAUGCCUUUGAGGACCGGACUUUUUCUCCUGAUGGUGCUGAACGCAUCUGCAAAUGAACUGGAUCAAAACGAGUCUUAUUCGCCCAGGAGAACACGCUUUUCUGCCAACAGCCCUUCAGAUGUGGCACGCUGUCUCAACAGUGCCCUCCAAGUUGGCUGCGGAGCCUUCGCCUGCCUGGAAAACUCAACUUGUGACACAGAUGGCAUGCAUGACAUCUGCAAAUCCUUCCUUUACAGUGCUGCUAAAUUUGACACUCAGGGUAAAGCAUUUGUGAAGGAGAGCCUUAAGUGCAUUGCCAAUGGCAUCACCACGAAGGCAUUCCCCACCAUUCGCCGCUGUUCCACCUUCCAAAGAAUGAUAUCUGAAGUCCAAGAGGAGUGUUACAGCAAGCUGGAUAUCUGCACUGUUGCCCGAUCGAAUCCAGAUGCUAUUGGCGAAGUGGCACAGCUACCGAGUCACUUCCCCAAUAGGUUUUAUGGUAAGCUGCUACGGAGCCUGAUGGACUGCGAUGAGGACACAGUGGACCGCGUCAGGACCAGCAUGGUGUCGCGACUCGGCCCAGAGAUGACCAUGCUUAUUCAGCUGCUGCAGAACAAGCCCUGCCCGUCCACUGCUGUGGCUGCAGCUGCCGCCAUCCCGACUGGAGUGGAGGGCCGUGGGAGCUGGCGCUGGUCCAUGGGUCCCCAUAUGUACAAGAUCCAGCCUAAUCUGCGAAACAGAGACUCUGCCAGUCAUUUUGGCAAAAAGCGCUCUGCCAGUGACAGCUCCUAACUUCCACUCAGAUUCAGAAACUCCACAAAAAACCAUCAUGAAAGCUCCUCUGUUCCCUAGGGGUGGUAAAACUCCGCUAGACUGGAAGUCACAGAAACAUGCACCUCUAGGGAAUGCGGUGAGAGUCGAUAUCAGAGUUUGAUUGUUGUUAUGUUGUAUAUCCUACACUUUAGGCUUGAGAGAACCCCCCCUUCCAUCGAGUCCGCUCACAGUUAGUGUCGAACAUGUGGCUGUUGCAUCUGUGCGACGAGGCGUUCCUGUUCACUCUUCUUCACCUCCUCUAACAGAGAUGAAGCCUUGAGAAGUCGUUUGAAGCCAAGCAUAAAACGGAAAGAAAAAAAA
Molecule: messenger RNA, 1281 nt
Organism: Sander lucioperca (pikeperch)
Lineage: Eukaryota; Metazoa; Chordata; Actinopteri; Perciformes; Percidae
Gene: stc1
Product: stanniocalcin 1
Exons: 4
Coding region: 103-939 (278 amino acids)
Biological process (GO): intracellular calcium ion homeostasis
Cellular component (GO): extracellular region
Molecular function (GO): hormone activity
Source: RefSeq, a predicted model, not a curated record